Anopheles marshallii is the source of this 967-nucleotide messenger RNA. It is a transcript of the gene elgi, whose product is annotated as E3 ubiquitin-protein ligase NRDP1. The record is from RefSeq and is a predicted model, not a curated record. Gene Ontology annotation, biological process: regulation of canonical NF-kappaB signal transduction; positive regulation of JNK cascade; tumor necrosis factor-mediated signaling pathway. The transcript is spliced from 4 exons. Gene Ontology annotation, molecular function: metal ion binding; ubiquitin protein ligase activity. Lineage: Eukaryota; Metazoa; Arthropoda; Insecta; Diptera; Culicidae. Gene Ontology annotation, cellular component: plasma membrane signaling receptor complex. The coding region runs from base 1 to 948 and encodes 315 amino acids.
AUGGGUUACGAUUUGGCCCGGUUUCAGGGCGAUGUUGACGAGGAACUGAUCUGUCCUAUAUGUUCCGGUGUGCUCGAGGAACCGCUACAGGCCGUUGCCUGCGAACAUGCAUUUUGUCGCGGGUGUAUCACCGAAUGGCUGUCAAGGCAACCGACGUGCCCGGUCGAUCGGAACCCCAUCACAAACAACAAUCUGCGUGCCGUGCCAAGAAUUCUGCGAAAUUUGCUCUCGCGGCUUAACAUAACCUGCGAGAACGCCAUGUACGGUUGCACGCUCGUGCUGAAGCUGGACACACUGGCAGCUCACAUUGAGGAGUGCGAGCAUAAUCCAAAGCGGCCACUACCGUGCGAGAAAGGGUGCGGUUUUGUCAUACCGAAGGAUGAAUACAAGGAUCACAAUUGCUUCCGGGAGCUGCGAUCGUUGGUGCACAGCCAGCAGCAGAAGAUGGGCGAACUGAAGAACGAAAUCAACGAUCAAAACUUGGUGAUAAAUGAGUUAAAGCGGGAGCUGAAUUUGGUGAAAGAUUUUAUGCGGGCGAUGCGUGUUUCGAAUCCCGCCAUGCGUGCCAUUGCGGAUCAGAUGGAGCGUGAUGAGGUGAUGCGAUGGUGUAACGGGCUGGCAAGGGCCCGGGUAACUCGCUGGGGCGGUAUGAUCUCUACACCGGAUGACGCGUUACAGCUCAUGAUCAAGCGUGCACUAUCGGAGUCCGGGUGUCCACCGCACAUACUGGACGAUCUGAUGGAAAACUGCCACGAACGACGGUGGCCGCGUGGUCUCAGCUCUUUAGAAACACGGCAAAACAAUCGGCGGAUAUACGAAAACUACAUCUGUCGGAGGGUUCCGGGUAAACAAGCGGUUCUGGUAUUGCAAUGCGACAACACGCAUAUGAACGAGGACGUGAUGGUAGAACCGGGACUGGUGAUGAUAUUUGCUCAUGGUAUCGAAUAGUUAGCGGGCGGGGAGUCGA